AUGUCUAUUAAUAACUCAACAAAAAAAGUGUAUCUGGGGGAUGUUGAUCCAGAAUUUUGUUUUAAUUCAAAAGCUCUCAGUGCCACAGUUCAUCAUAUUGUAACUUCUUUUUUCAGUUUAGAAAAUGAUCGUAUUAUUACAAAAUAUAAAAACUUAAAUCCUCAAAUUGAUGUAAAUGUUUUGAAAAAUUGUUUAGAGUAUAAACCAAAAUUUUUUAAAUGGGCAGGUUCUGCAGGACAAUCCUCAAUGCCUUCGCUAGAUAUAAAUAAUAAAAGACAAAAUAGAUAUAAACUCGUAAUACAAGCAUUUAAACAAGCUCUAAAAGACACUGAUUCCUCUCUUGGUGAGCUUACUGUAGUGUGUGAUAUAGCUAACGAUGAAAUAGAAGCAACUGGGUAUGUGGCUGCAAUCUCUGAAGAGACUAAAGAACAUGUUUGGAUUACUGUGAUAUUUAAUAAUAUAAUCGCAUGCUUGGCUGGUGGUCAAAACAAAAUUAUAGCAUCAAAAUCAUUUGAAGCAUUUAAUACUGAAUUUUCUGAAAGUGGACUUGCUAUUCGUUUUCCAAAAACCAUAUACAAUAUAAGCAAGUGCGAAAUUUCUUCAUGUAUCGAAAAGAUGGGUGGUCAUGCGGUAAUUAAAGCUGCUUAUGGCUGUCUAAUUAUCUUUUAUUUACAAAAAUUAGAACAGAGUAUUUACAUAAUCACUAAUUCAGAAGAAUUAAAAGAAUUCUUUGAUGCUAAUCAUCAUUACGAAAAAUUUAUUGUACAAUCUCUUGUUGGAAGUGCAUUAUGGUCUAAAGAAUCAUGUUUUGAAAAAUUCUACCAUAUUGGUACUAUGCCAAAUUGUCAUAAUCAAACUUUUGUUAAUGACCUGAGAAUGAUGGUAUCUGCAGAUGAUACUGGAUUUUAUCCUGUGAAUAUUAGUUCACGACGUGCUAAAAAUCCAUGGAAAGUCUUUGGAAUAAAUGUAACUAGUUCUAGUGGGAUGGCAGGACAUGAAUAUGAAAGAAUAAUUACAAUUGACCAGAAAGAGUUUGAUACUACUGGAUUUG
This is a messenger RNA of Racocetra persica, 1051 nucleotides long. Lineage: Eukaryota; Fungi; Glomeromycota; Glomeromycetes; Diversisporales; Gigasporaceae. The record is from the annotation of a GenBank genome assembly.